This is a messenger RNA of Amaranthus tricolor (Joseph's coat), 2202 nucleotides long. RefSeq names its product putative disease resistance protein RGA1. Gene Ontology annotation, molecular function: ADP binding; protein binding. NCBI's taxonomy places the organism in Eukaryota, Viridiplantae, Streptophyta, Magnoliopsida, Caryophyllales, Amaranthaceae. The record is from RefSeq and is a predicted model, not a curated record. Gene Ontology annotation, biological process: defense response to other organism. The coding region runs from base 1 to 2193 and encodes 730 amino acids. The transcript has 4 exons.
AUGUACGGGGGUUGGCUUGUGGAUGUGCUCCGCGAUGCAGAAGAAAAGCAGGAGCUGUCCCAUGAAGCACAAGUAUGGAUUCAGGAGCUCAAGGCUGCGGUGUAUGAUGCAGAUGAUCUGGUUGACGAGUUUGUCUCUAUCGCUGAGCAGAAGCAGCACAUGGAUGGAACGGAAGCCUCUAAAAGGCAAUUCGGCUUCAGUGUUGACUAUCAUCCCAUCAGGAAAAGAAGAGAGGAGACGUGUUCUUAUUCAUAUGCAGGUAGUGUGAUUGGAAGAGAGGACGACUUGGAGAAGAUUUUGCAUACAUUGCUAGAUGAUAAUUUCAACAGGAUGUCUUACCUUACUAUUGUGGGAAUCGGAGGAUUGGGCAAAACGGCUCUUGCUCAGCUUAAACAGUUGGAUAUAGAAGUGAUUCUUGGUAAGAUAUUAGCUUCUAUAACUGGUCAGAAGGAUGAGAGAUCCACCUUGGAUCGAGUGCAGCACCAUCUUCGAGAAAAGCUAACUAGCAGUAGAUACUUGCUUGUUUUAGAUGAUGUAUGGACUGAAAAUAGGAGUCAAUGGCUCAAGUUAGCAGAAAUAUUAGUUGGUGGUCAUGGGGGAAGUUGGGUUGUGGUAACUACUCGCUCACAAGAGACAGCAAGGAUUAUAGGACAUGGUCCGAUGUAUGAGUUACAAGGCUUGUCAGAAGAGAAUUCGUGGCGUUUGUUUAAAAGGAUGGCGUUUGGAUCACAUCAAGAAAACCAUCAAGAAGACUUGGUUAAAAAAGGCAGAGAGAUCGUCAAAGGAUGUGCCAGAGUCCCUCUUGUUAUAAGAGUUGUCGGAAGUCUUCUGUAUGGUCAAGACAAGAGUAAGUGGUCAUCAUUCUCGGAGAUUGGGUUAGCAAACAUCAAUGGAAGUGAAAACGAUAUCAUGGCAAUUAUGAAACUUAGCUACCAUCAUCUUGAAUCUCCAUUGAAGAGUUGCUUUAGUUAUUGUGCAUUGUUUCCCAAAGACUUCGAGAUAGAGAAGGAGAUGUUGAUUCGUCUUUGGAUGGCACAGGGCUACAUUGUUCCUAUAGAUGAAGGUCAGAGUGCGGAAGACACUGUGAAGGAAUACUUUUCUAUUUUGUUGCGUAGAUGCUUUUUCCAAGAUGUACAGAAAAAUGAACAUGGUGAGAUUACUUCAUGUAAGAUACAUGAUCUAAUGCACGACCUUGCUCAAAAUGUAGCGGGGAAGGAAAUUUGUCGAACACAUUCUAUAACUGUUUAUAUGGAUAAACGAGUUUGCCAUUUAACCCUUAUGAGAAGUACAUCUUCCAAAUGCACUUUUUCUAGGGCCUGUAUUCGUUCAUUUCUUCAAGUUGGUCUCUAUUAUCAAGCUACCAAGAUAGAUCAGCUUUCUUUGAAGGCGUUGCUCACAAGUUUCAUGUGCCUUAGGACAUUGGACCUAAGCAAUUCAAAUAUCAAAAUUCUACCAAAUUGCAUUGGUGAUAUCAUACAUUUAAGGUAUUUAGAUCUCUCAUGGAAUGUUGAUUUGAGUUUGCUACUUGAGUCCAUUGCACAAUUGCAUUAUUUGGAGACUUUAAAAUUAAGUUGUUGUUAUAGAUUAAAAAAGUUACCAAAAGAUUUGAGCAAUUUGGUUAAGCUAAGGGUCCUUGAUAUGGAAGGUUGCUCUGAUUUGGCUUGUAUGCCCAAGGGCAUGGGUAAGCUAACUAAUCUUCACACACUAACUCAAUUUGUGUUGGGUGAAGGAGGAUCAAAUAAAAAUCAAUUAAUUCAUGACUUAGAAGGUCUUAGAGCUCUAAAGAAACUAAAGGGUUGUCUUAAGAUAAAGAUCCAGUUGGUCGAAAAUGAAUUUAAAGCUAUGGAAGACAAUAGAAGAGGAGGAGGAUACUUAAGGAGUAAGGAAUAUCUCGAUCAUAUUGACAUUAGGUUUACUGAUAGAUAUGAGAUAAAUAGAAGAGUUGGAUACGACUAUGAGGAAGUAUUGCUGAAAGACCUGCAACCGCAUUCAAACCUCAUGGUGCUAGAGUCGGGAUACAAUGGUUUAAAUAUGCCAGGUUGGGUAGCCUUUCUCCCAAAUCUUGUUAGAAUAGAACUUAUAGAUUGCGGGACAUUGCAACAUUUUUCAUGCAUGAGAAACCUACAUAAUCUGAAAGUCCUUGACCUUGAAAACUUGCCAAAAGACUUCGGUUAUAUAAUCUACAAAAGCUGAAAGGAUGGU